Molecule: messenger RNA, 2751 nt
Organism: Solenopsis invicta (red fire ant)
Lineage: Eukaryota; Metazoa; Arthropoda; Insecta; Hymenoptera; Formicidae
Gene: NUCB1
Product: nucleobindin-2
Exons: 11
Coding region: 16-1740 (574 amino acids)
Cellular component (GO): extracellular exosome; endoplasmic reticulum-Golgi intermediate compartment
Molecular function (GO): calcium ion binding
Source: RefSeq, a predicted model, not a curated record
UGAUUUAAUCCUAAAAUGCUGCUUUCCAGAAAAAUGCAGUAUCUUCUACCACUAUGUUUAGUAGUUCUAAUAAUACAGACGUCGGUUGCACCGCCCGUUGAAAAGAAGACUGAGGAUCACAAGGACAAGGAGAAUGAGGUCAAUGACUCUGAUGAUUUGGGAAACGCGGAAUAUCAAAUGGAGUAUCACCGGUACCUGAAGGAGGUAGUUCAGGCUCUGGAGAGUGACCCGGAGUUCCGCACAAAGUUGGAAAAGGCUAACGAAGAUGAUAUACGUACGGGCAAAAUAGCGCACGAGCUGCAAUUCGUGGACCACAAGAUCAGAACGAAGCUGGACGAGUUGAAACGAGAGGAAUUGGAGAGACUGCGACAUCUCGCCACUAAAGAACAUAAUUUGAUGAACGGUCUAGAUAUGGAUCAUUUAAAGAUAGCAGAACAUUUGGAUCAUUCUAACACGCAUACGUUCGAGAUAGACGAUCUGAAGAAAUUGAUCGCUAAGACCACGAAAGACUUGGCGGAUGCCGAUAAACGAAGACGGCAGCAGUUUAAAGAAUACGAGAUGCAGAAGAAAUUCGAGGAGGAGGAAAAGAUGAAGGGUAAUACCGGUAUGAAGGAGGAAGAGAGGAAGAAAUACGAGGAGGAAUUAGAAGCGAUGAAAAAGAAGCAUAAGAAUCACAAACCCUUGCAUCAUCCUGGUAGUAAACAACAGCUGGAGGAAGUAUGGGAGACGCAAGAUCAUAUGGAAGAUCAAGAAUUUAAUCCUAAGACAUUCUUUUACCUUCAUGACUUGGAUGGCAAUGGUUUCUGGGAUCAGGACGAGGUAAAGGCUCUGUUCUUGAAGGAACUGGAUAAACUUUAUAGUGAAGGUGCACCCGAAGAUGAUAUUUAUGAGAGGCGGGAAGAAAUGGAAAGGAUGAGGGAACACGUGUUUAAUGAAGCCGAUCUUAAUCACGAUGGUCUCAUAAGUUAUCAAGAAUUUUUGGAACAAACGAAGAAACCCGCUUUCCAACAGGAUGAAGGAUGGCAGGGAUUGGAUGAACAACAAAUUUAUUCUCAGCAGGAAUAUGAAGCUUUCCAGAGGCACAGACAGGAAGAAAUCCAGAAAAUGAUCGCCAAAGGAAUGUUACCACCAUCCCCUGACACUGCACAUCUACCUGUCCAACAUGAACAGUUCCCACCGCAGUAUCAACAACAAUAUCAUCCGCAACAAGUACAUCCUUCACAACAACAGUAUCCAGGGCAGAUACCACCGCAACAGCCAGUAGUCGGUCACAAUAUACCACAAUAUCAGGGUCAAAUGCCACCGCAGCAACAACCCUAUCAACCUCAAGUGCUACCACCUCAGCAACAUUAUCCUGGUCAGAUUCCGCAACAACAACAGUACCAAGGACAACAACCGCAGUACCAAGUGCAACAGCCUCAUCUGCAGUUCCAAGGCCAACCUCAGCAAGCGCAGCAACAAUUCCAUGGCCAGCCUCAGCAGGUCCAACAACAAACCCAGAACCAGCCUCCACAGGUCCAACAACAAACCCAGGGUCAACCUCAACAGGUCCAACAACAAACCCAGGGCCAGCCUCAGCAGCAAGCACAACAACAACAAAUACAGAAUCAAGUGCCACAAAAUACUCAGGAUAACGUUCCGUCGAGCAGUCAAGGUGCCGCCCAAGCCAACCACAAUCUUCCACAACAAGAUUCGCAAUCUGUUAAACAACAAAUCAACCAGAACAGUAUACCGAAUUAGAUAACGCGAUACGAAUAGUUGAUAAAAAUGUUUUUAACUCAUUUCUUUUUAAAUCGUGGACUAGUAAAAAUAUCGGACAAUUCCAUAGUUCUCGAUUUAAAAAGGUUACAUGAGAUUCUUUAAAAAUUUAAAUCUCUUUCAAUUUUAGAAAAAUGCUACCAAAAUUACAUAUAUAUUUUACAGCGAAAAUAUCGAUAAUAAGUUUACUUUUGUAUCAUUUUAAAGUUUCUAUCGUUGCAUCAGCCGUAUUUAGUUAUGACAUGAGAAGAACGAAAUGAUAAAUUCUUUUCUUAUAAUUUCUAAAUAUAAAUUAAUUUUGUCUUCUUGAAUAGUCAACUUUACUUUCAUCUUUUUGGAUAAUCAAUUGAAUUAUUUAAUCAAGAUUUACAAUAUUUACCCAUUAUUGAAAAAAAUGCUUACGUAUCCAAAUCGAGAAAAUAACUAGACAGCUCACCGUGUGAAUGCUGCGUGGUUAACAAAGUUCGUACAUCGUUGAACACGUGCUUUCGAAAUAAUAUAAAUUAUAAUUAUUGUUGUGAUAUAAAUUAUAUACUAGAAAUUGUUAUUAUUAGAAUGGUAUGUUCUCCCAUUAACGAUUUAAUUAUGGAUUUAUACCUUUUGAUAAUAUUACAUUUUGUGGUUGUGAAUAUAUUUUCAUAAAGUAAAUGGAAAUUAACAAAAUGUAAGUAAUAUCAUUAAAUCUGCAAUAUAAAUUAACCAAUAUAUGUAAUAUUGACACUUGUUUAGUUAAGAAAUAAUUCAUAAUAAGUUAAAUCGUUAGUUAGCAAAUGAAGAUAAAAUGCCAUUCAAUUAGGCCACCUGCUAGCAAUUAAACAUUUUUAUCGUUCAAAUACAUUUACUCGGCAAGAAGACUAGACACUUUACUGGUAUAAAUAUGUUCUUCGAUAGGUUUCAUUUAUACUAUAUGUAUAUUCAUGAGUGUCAUAUAAUUUAUAAAUGAUAGCAUGUGAAUAAACUAAUUUAUCUUGACAUAUAUUUCACAAAAGAAAA